ACAGAAAUACAGUAUUUGUUUACAUUCAUAAAUAUAAAGACGCUGGCGUGAUAACACUGUCUUCUAAAUAUAAUAAUAAUAAUUUACAAAAAAAUAUUAGUACAGGUUAAUUGUAUUACGAGUUACAACACUUUUUUGGCAAAAUAUACGAGUUAUAAACGAAUUAUUGCAAUAUUUAUUUGAAUUUGGAAUGUAAUUGUAAUUGAAUUGCGUAAAGUUUUUUUUUUAUCGACAAUGGAUGGCCAAAGAAAUGAUAAUGGAUCGACACCGGCGAGUGGACUGCAGGCAUGGUAUGUGGACUUCGAUGGAUGGGUGAGCAAUUUGCGUCCCAACGAAAAUGUGGCGAGGUUAAUUCAUUUACAGCAAAUGAGUAAGGAACCAUGGUCGCAUUCGCCCAACACGUUCUACCUACAAAACGCAAUAGUCGACGGAAUAUUUCUAACAAGUGACACGAAAAAAUUAAAUGAAUUUCAUAAUUCACUAAAGUUUUUAAAAAAUAAUACUGGCCAAUACGAAUUGGACAAUGGUGUAAUUAGGCUGACGAAUGGUAAUGUCAUGAAAUAUAGCUGUAUAUAUAAAAGGUCUAAGCUUUUGUGUGUUGUUUUAUUUUAUUAA
This is a messenger RNA of Galleria mellonella (greater wax moth), 615 nucleotides long. RefSeq lists its product as uncharacterized. Bases 235 to 615 code for a protein of 126 amino acids. Lineage: Eukaryota; Metazoa; Arthropoda; Insecta; Lepidoptera; Pyralidae. The transcript has 3 exons. The record is from RefSeq and is a predicted model, not a curated record.